GUCGGCAGCGCGGGGCGGGCGGCGCGGAGCGGAGCCGGCGGCCGCGCCAUGCACUCCCUCGCCCAGGAGAUCCGCAGCUUCUCCAGGGCCAACCUGCGGAAGCAGCGCACCCGCGUGACGACGCUGACCGGCCGCAGGAUCAUCGAGACGUGGCGCGGCGCCUGCCUGCAGGUGGAGGAGGAGGAGGAGGCGGAGGCGGCGCCGGGCGGCGGCUUCGUGCAGGACCUGAGCGCCGACCUGCAGGUCGGGGUGGUGAAGCCCUGGCUGCUGCUGGGGUCGCAGGAUGCUGCUCACGACCUGGAGACGAUGAGAAAGCACAAGGUUACUCACGUUCUAAAUGUGGCAUAUGGAGUCCAAAAUGCCUUCCUCAAUGAUUUUAUAUACAAGACCAUUUCUAUUCUGGACCUCCCAGAAACUGAUAUUACCUCCUACUUCCCUGAAUGUUUUGAGUUUAUUGAGAAAGCCAAGAUCCAGGAUGGCGUGGUGCUGGUCCACUGCAAUGCAGGAGUCUCCCGUGCAGCGGCUGUAGUCAUUGGUUUUCUAAUGAAUUCAGAAAGAAUGAGUUUUGCCAGAGCCUUUUCCUUGGUGAAAAAUGCGAGGCCUGCAGCUUGUCCAAAUCCUGGCUUCAUGGAGCAGCUUCACAAAUACCAAGAACAGAUUGUAAAAGAAAAUGGAAGCAUAAAUGAUCAUGACUGAUCAAAAGGGAGAAGGGAAACAAUCUGUUUUGACUCCACAGGCACAGAUGCUGGAUAUCUUUUAAUCUGUCAUUUUGCAAUCCCCUUUUCACUUGUGCAUUUUUGAGUCAUUACAUAUUUUUUCUUACAUUCCCUUGACCCUAUUUCUUUCAGCAUGUCAUCUAUAGGCCAGAUGCCACUCCACCGACUUCAGAGAAGUUUUGCCCAAGAACCAGCUCUUCUUAGAGUGCUAACAGAAAGAUAAAGUUCAGUUUUCCUUGAAAUAGUAGAAGACAACAGAACGAUGGUGGGUUUUUUUAUGAUACAUCAGAAAAUGUAGGCAAUCGAGAAAGACAAUAAAAUAACUGAGAUAAGUUGCCCUGUUUACUUUCCAAAUGUAUGCAUUCUAUUCGGUUGUAAAAUCUAGAUAAUAAAAUGUUCAUAUAAUGAAGUACCUUGAUAUUGGAUUUUAAAUUUAUAUUGCAAGUAAAGAGGAUUUUAUUGAUUUUUGUGGGCUAGCCAGCCAUUAAAUUUUUUUUGAAAUUAAAACAGAUGGUCUUUUGAGGAUGCUCAAAAUGUGUAGGAUGCUUUCAUGCUUCAUGUCUUUUCUACCAUUUCUCAUCAAGUAGAAAUUUGAAGUGCACUAACAUGAUGUUUCCAAAGUGCUGGAACCAGCAGAGGUUUUUUUUUGUAAAUCAUUUUGGUGGAGAUAUGAAAAAUGUUGAUAACAACCUAUCUGCUCACUGCUAUUGCCUUUUCUUCACAUUCAGUCCACAUUUGCUGUUCCCUCACUCCAUUCUGCACCAUAUGUAAAGAAUGGACAUCAUUGGAUAGGUAACUGUAGCGCUCCUGAGACAUCUCAGGCUGGAAUUACUGUCUUAAGAUGGCACGUUCAAUACACACGCAAAAUCUGUAAAAGAUUUUAAUAGUAUUUUUUGCAGCCUUCAUGCCAGUUCUUAAUGGUUUGAUAUAUUAUUAUGCAGUAAAAUAAAAAGGACACUGUGUUUGGAUAAA
Molecule: messenger RNA, 1688 nt
Organism: Neopelma chrysocephalum (saffron-crested tyrant-manakin)
Lineage: Eukaryota; Metazoa; Chordata; Aves; Passeriformes; Pipridae
Gene: DUSP19
Product: dual specificity phosphatase 19
Exons: 4
Coding region: 49-696 (215 amino acids)
Biological process (GO): protein dephosphorylation; regulation of MAP kinase activity
Cellular component (GO): cytoplasm
Molecular function (GO): JUN kinase phosphatase activity
Source: RefSeq, a predicted model, not a curated record